CUUUGUCAGGGGGCAAUCGCUCCUGCAGGCUCAGCCGCAGUCUGGCUCUUUUUUCUUCGUCUUCGUCUUGGUCUUCCUGCGUUAUUCACUCGUCUUCUCUUUCUCUCUUGCUCAUGAUCUCGUCUCACCAGUGAUUUAUUAUAAAAGUCGCAGUUGUCACUGUUGAUCGUCGGCGCCUCCUUAUGUAUUCAUUCAUGUACGCACACCACUUUCUCUCCUUGGUAUUAAAAGGUUAUAUACGCCAACUGACUCGCCGGAUCAGGUUUUCGUUUUCUGAAUAUUAUUAAAAAAGGAAAUAUCUCUCUGUCUGACAAAGAGCAAGGAGCAAAAAGAAAAGAGAACAAAGUGAUUCGCAUGGUUUUUUUGGUUGUCGUAUAAAGAAGAGAAAAGCUGCCGUAUUUCUUUGGCUGCCGACUUCUUCGCAUACAAAGCACUUUUACAGCCUCUCCUUUUUCAUAUAUUUCAUUUCAAGAUGCGUGGCGACACCUUUAUCUGGUCGCUGGCGACGGCGAUUUCAUUGCUGUCCACUGCCGUCGAGUCUCUGCAGGUUGUCAAGCGAGAUAACCCAUCGGUUCUCGGAUUUGAUAUCGAGCGCUUCCAGGCUGCAAAACCCGUCCACAGAGAUAUUAUCGCCAAAAGAGCCUCGACCAAGACCGUUAGCCAGGAUCUUGAUAACCAGGUGAGUGCUGGGAGUUGCGUUUGCUGGCCACAGUGCUCCUGCUAGAAUGUGGCGCUGACAGCUAUAGAAAAAUCUAUACUUCUGCAACCUCACUCUUGGAACGCCUCCUCAGACAAUUCGAGCCCACAUCGACACAGGCAGCAGCGAUUUAUGGGUUAACACUGCAGAAUCACGGUUCUGCAGCUCGAGGCGUGCGCCAUGCAGUCAGGGCGGAACAUACGACUCCACCAGCUCUAGCACUUACCAGCUCGUCAACAACGACUUUAACAUCUCGUAUGUCGACGGAUCAGGCGCCAGUGGUGACUAUGUUACCGAUGUCAUAGACGUCGGAGGGGUCAAAUUGAAGGACUUCCAGUUUGCCAUUGGACACACCUCGUCCAGUCCUCUCGGUGUUUUGGGAAUUGGGUAUGAGGCUGGUGAAGCCCAGGUUACCAGGUCCGGUGAUAAGUCAUAUCCCAAUCUUCCUGCUGCCCUUGUCAAGGCCGGCCACAUCCGCUCUAAUGCCUACUCGCUCUGGCUCAAUGACCUGAGUGCCAGUCGUGGCCAGAUACUUUUCGGUGGUAUCGACACUGGCAAGUUCCAAGGCAAGCUGCAGACCGUCCCAGUCCUCCAUACCAGCAGGGGUGAUUAUACUUCUCUGGUUGUAGCCCUGACGGGUGUUGGUAUCCGGACUGGCUCUGACGGCAGUAUCGACACAUUUCCAUCCCAGCCAGUUGCCGUCGCCAUGGACUCCGGUAGCAGUUUGAGCUAUCUUCCUGAUGCUCUUGCAGCAAAGGUCUAUAACGCUGUCGGUGCUGUAUUUGAUCCGGCUAACAAUCUUGCCUUCGUCCCUUGCUCUAUGGCCAAUGACAAAAGAAAGCUCGUUUUCACCUUCUCAUCCCCACAGAUCGCCGUUGGUAUGGACGAGCUAGUGAUUGACCUUGGGCCAGACGCCAAUGGCAACGAGGCUACCUUCAGAGACGGCUCAAAGGCCUGCGUCUUCGGCAUUGCCCCUGCCGGAAGCUCUAUCUCCAUCCUUGGCGAUACUGUGCUACGCAGCGCCUAUCUUGUCUACGAUCUCGACAACAACGAAAUCUCCAUUGCUCCAACCCGGUUCAAUUCCACUGAAACAAGUAUUUUGGAAAUUGGUACAGGCCAAAACAGCGUGCCUGACGCUAGCGGCGUACCAAAUGCUGUCACAAGCGCCCAGGUUACCCAGGCUACUGGUCUUCCCGGAGUUGAGACUGGUGUCCCUGGCUCAAGACCACCUAGCUCCAAGGCUGCAGGUCAAGCAAAGAGACCCGAUUUCGUCCUCGGCGUUGCUGCCGUUGGACUGGCGGGUGCCGGCAUGCUCUUUGCUGCCAUGUAAUUCGCUCAUGCACACCAGCUUUGGAUCUUUCAAAUCUUUUGGUUGGCUCAUUUUCUGCAUAUUGAUAUCCCUCAUGCCUAGGUGACUAGAGCUUUGUUGUAUAUUUCCCCCUUUUCACCUUUGUGUUUUAUACCUUCUUCUCUGUAUAGAGCAGGGUUGUUCAUGACCUCCACGCACAUAUCUCCAUUUCUAUUUCCUGCUGUUUUACCUUUCGUUUCUUUAAGACCUUGCAUAUACAAUCUUGCUCUGUUGCUCGGCGCCGGAUUGACCUGACUUGUUAAUAAGUGGUAUCAUAAGGAUAGCCCAAAAUUACGUACAUAAUCAACCUCAUUCUUUCUCUCUUGUGUGAACUAGAACAGCUCCGCAGCACCUGCGGCUGCAGAACGAUCCUUUCGUGACAUUAGA
Molecule: messenger RNA, 2432 nt
Organism: Trichophyton rubrum CBS 118892
Lineage: Eukaryota; Fungi; Ascomycota; Eurotiomycetes; Onygenales; Arthrodermataceae
Exons: 2
Coding region: 1404-2027 (207 amino acids)
Biological process (GO): proteolysis
Molecular function (GO): aspartic-type endopeptidase activity
Source: RefSeq, a predicted model, not a curated record